AUGUGUGGGCGUUUACUUUUUUUUUUUACUGUCUCUAUCUCCCUGUCUCCCUCCAUUCGUCCAUCUCCCACUCUUUUAUAUAUUAUUGUCUUUCUUUUCAAUUUUCUUUCUAUUUUAAUUUUCUUCCUUUUCAAAUUUUAUUUUUUUUUUUUUUACAUCUCCUCCCCUUUUCUUUCUUUCUUCCUUUUUGGUCACAUUUUUUUCUCUUUCUAUUUUACUAUUUUUUUCCUUACUUUUAUUCUUUGCUUCUUUUUCAGCUUUAUCCUCUUCUAUUUUUUUUUCUUUUUUACUGAUUUUUCUUUCUUUGUUAAUUUUUAUUUCCUAUUUUGUAUAACCUCGUUCUUUUUUAUUCUUUCUUUCGUUUCUUUAUCUUUUUAUUCUUUUUCCUUUCUUUCUCUUUUUUCUUUCAUUUUCGUUUCGUUCUCUUUCUAUCUUUCUUUUUCGUUUCUUGUUUUUUUUUUUAUUGCUAUUUCGUUUUCUCUUUUCUCAUUCUUUUUAAUUUAUUUCUCUUCCUUUUUUUUCUUUUUAUCUUCUUCCUAUCUCGCCAAUUUAAAUAAUCUUUUCUUUCUUUUCUUUUCUCUUCUUUAUGUUCCUUUCUUUUUUCUCUCUUACUUUUUUCCCCCCACUGUGCUUUUUCUAUAUUUUUUUUUCUUUUCGUUUUCUUUUUCACCGCUUUUCGUUUUUGUCUAG
Molecule: messenger RNA, 690 nt
Organism: Acanthosepion pharaonis
Lineage: Eukaryota; Metazoa; Mollusca; Cephalopoda; Sepiida; Sepiidae
Source: the annotation of a GenBank genome assembly